AUGAGUGGAAAAAGAAACCCUUUAACUGGAGUGACUCCCACAAAAAGUCAAAGAAACAAUAAACAAAAAAAAAAACAAAAAAAGAAUUUAAAGAACAAAUUAUCAGAUGUUAAAAAAAAUAAACUUGUUGAAGAUAUAUUGAAAGACUGGGAAAGUGAUGGUUGUGUUUACAGUGAAGAUUUAGAUCUCGAUAUAAGUGGAAUUUUACCAAUCACAAAUGAAGUUGAACCGAAGAACAAAUUAUCAGACGAUUCAGACGAUAAAAAAGAUAAACUUGUAGAAGACUUAUUGAAAGAUUGGGAAAAUGAUGAUUAA
Messenger RNA from Macrosiphum euphorbiae (potato aphid), 315 nucleotides. Lineage: Eukaryota; Metazoa; Arthropoda; Insecta; Hemiptera; Aphididae. The record is from the annotation of a GenBank genome assembly.